Fimicolochytrium jonesii is the source of this 776-nucleotide messenger RNA. RefSeq lists its product as uncharacterized. Gene Ontology annotation, molecular function: structural constituent of ribosome. Gene Ontology annotation, biological process: mitochondrial translation. Gene Ontology annotation, cellular component: mitochondrial large ribosomal subunit; ribosome. NCBI's taxonomy places the organism in Eukaryota, Fungi, Chytridiomycota, Chytridiomycetes, Spizellomycetales, Powellomycetaceae. The record is from RefSeq and is a predicted model, not a curated record. The transcript has 3 exons. Bases 92 to 577 code for a protein of 161 amino acids.
GGAAACCUGGGGCAAAACCUGUAAUCCCGCAAACAACCCACGGCAACAACAGUGCAAAAAAAUCAUUGGAAAGGCAGAGAGAGAUAGCACGAUGCCACAUCCAUUACUACCGGGCCAAAAGCUCUUCUUCCCAAAUGUCGUCUUCCGCCUCCUCCGCUCCAACCUCCCCCCUCAGCAAGCCGUCUUCAGGUGUCCACCACAUCUCAACAAAAUCGAUAUCAAAAACAUCCUCACAGACCUCUACGACCUGCGCAUCACCGACGUGCGCACAAUGAACUACCUCGGCAGGCUGCACAAGAACCGGAGGCGGGAGCAGGUCAGGGCCGCCGCUUAUAAGAAGAUUAUCGUGACCAUGGAGGACGAUUUCGUGUUUCCGCCACCGCCAGAGACAAAGGCGGGGCCAAACACACCGGGAUCUCAAGCUGCUGAGAUGCCGAAGCCGUCUGGGUUUGGGAGGAAUUCGGCGAAUACCAACAGGCAUAAGAUAGAAAAGGGGCGGCCGAAGGGUGUUGGGCCAAAUGUGCAAGCAUGGAAGGAGGAGCAGCAGCAGAAGAAGGAACAGGAGAAGGACGCAUAAUGGGUCCGGAAUGGAUGGUGUGGUGUGCUUGCAAUCACCAUUCGCUCAUAUCUAGCGGGGCAUCUGCUAGAUCAUCGAGAAAUGCGUUGCCUUUGUUUUGGGAACGAUCGCGUGAAAUAGGAGUGUCUAGAAAUCUAUUACCGAACGGUUUCGGUGAAGUUGCUGGGGAACAAGCCUUUCCUCCGUUUGCCGUUUUCUG